UGUGGCUUUUUUAGACGCACUCAAACACUUGUUUUUAACUUUACUUCUUAUUUUUGAUUUCAUCAACGAUUGAAAUAUUCAAACUACUUCUAAACAAGUCCCAAGAGCAACACACGUUCUAUUUAAUAAUGUUUACUGAUCGUACCCUCGAUUCUGUGAGUUUCGAUUCGCAAUUAUCACCCACAAAGUCGCAAUUAUCGACGACUGUUCAGACAACUGAGAUUAUUUGUGAUCAAAAUCCCGUGCAAACAAUUGAAACGAGAAGCAUCGAGACUCAAACUGUAAUCGAGGAAAAAAAGGAGCCUACCGUGGACUAUCAAAAAUUGGUUCAAUUUUUGAAUAGAGUUACACCAAGUAUAAUAGAAGCUCUAGAUGAGGCAUAUGGAACAAAUGCAUUCGAAGAUUCUGACCCAAAAACUAGUGAGGAUUCGCUUGCAAGCACCCAGCUAUUGCAAAAAAUUAACAGUACUGAAGCAGAUACACCGAUGAAAGUAAGCGAUAUGUGUUGGAGCAUCGGAGGAGGAACAUUAGCUGUUUCCCAUGGCAUUCCUUACCAUGAAACAUGGUGUGAUCAUCUGUCUAAGAUACACUUAUACAGCCAAACAAAGGACAAUGACUUCCUUAAUACUCCAAGUAAAACGUUAGAAACUAAUUCAUGUAUCACAUCCUUGGCUUACCAUCCAAAUGAACCAUCCAUUAUAGCAGCUGGCUUGUUCAAUGGUGAUGUUCUCGUUUGGAACUUGAGAGAUGAUGUAUCAGUGACACCAACAGCUGUGUGCACUCAUGGAGAUUCAGUGUCUCAAGUGUACUGGAAAGCAAGAACUGUAAAUGAUGUGUCCUUGCUAGUAAGCUCUGGCAAAGAUGGAUACAUUUUUUUUCAUAGAAUGGGGGCUAACUUUACCAUUGCUCGUUCAUACAAACGAUUCAAAGUAGCCAAAGAACACAAUCCAAUAGAGAGUUCAAGACCGCGCAGUGCGGGUGGAACUCGUGAACGCGCCGUUGAAUCUGGAUUGUGUAUCACCAGCUUUGACUUUUUAUCUAGGGAUACUGUAUUUUUCAUUGUAGGCACUUUAUGUGGUGGAAUAUACAAGUGCAGCGUAGAGCGCGUCGCUCCUAUCGAAGGAGAUGAAACUCUUAUGGAUCCUGUAGUAGACGAAUACGACAGACACGAAGGUAGCAUUACUUGCGUUAAAUGCUCUCCUACUCGUGACUUGUUCGUCACUGCUGGCACAGAUAGGGAGAUGCGUAUAUACGAUUUCGAGGAGCAUUCGUGCCUGCGCUCGAUUUCCUUUGAAAAUACUAUCGUAGGAUUUACGUGGAUGAUCGGGAAUCAGGAUGUAUUGGCAACUUAUGGGGCUGGCUCGAACAUAAAAUUGUACAAUAUCACCGAUGGUAGACCUGUAACAAAUGUGAAAUUUGAAACACCUGGUAGGGAAAACGCCAGCUGCUUACGCGUCAAUUCUAAAAAAGACUUGUUGGCCAUAGGCGACACCCACGGAAAUAUAGAAAUCUGGAAGAUUCCGCGACAAUUAUUCUAACAGUAUUUUGCUUAAAAAAUUAUCUAACGAAGUUCGUUUAUUUAACUUAAAAGUUAUAUUAUAUAUAAACGCUGUUUUUUUUUACAAUACACAUUAUAAAACAAAUGUAUAUUUAUUGGAAUAAAAUAUAUUACUUUUGUAUAAAAGUA
Molecule: messenger RNA, 1687 nt
Organism: Hylaeus volcanicus
Lineage: Eukaryota; Metazoa; Arthropoda; Insecta; Hymenoptera; Colletidae
Product: cytoplasmic dynein 2 intermediate chain 2-like
Exons: 9
Coding region: 129-1538 (469 amino acids)
Biological process (GO): intraciliary transport
Cellular component (GO): ciliary plasm; cytoplasmic dynein complex
Molecular function (GO): dynein light chain binding; dynein heavy chain binding
Source: RefSeq, a predicted model, not a curated record